Molecule: messenger RNA, 483 nt
Organism: Schistocerca piceifrons (Central American locust)
Lineage: Eukaryota; Metazoa; Arthropoda; Insecta; Orthoptera; Acrididae
Exons: 2
Coding region: 1-483 (160 amino acids)
Source: RefSeq, a predicted model, not a curated record
AUGCAAGCAGCCGCAGCCGUUGCCGCCCCUGUCGCCCCCGCCCCCGCCCCCGCCCCUGUUGCCGCCAAACUACCGCUCUGGCGUCCACGCACCACGCUCCCUCGUGCAAAUGGUUCAGGGAAGUGGCAACAACCAUCUCCACAGCCGCAACCAGAGCCGCAGCCAAGCGUUGCCACCCGCGACGACGACGACGACACCCAAGCAGCCGACAUUUCCACGCAGAGGUCGGCGGACAACUUUCACGAUGAACAAGACGUUUCGCAGGACGGGACCACUAUGGAGAUCGCCACGCACAAUGUAACAAUCGGUGCGCCGGUUGAGACGCCUGUCUCCCCGCCGACAACUCCAGAUCUCUCUCACCACGACGCAAUUCCCAUGGACAUUGGACAGACCCACGGCACAGGAGCAUGGGCCGACGACAUUGAGGAAGGUACGCCCCCUCCUCCGGAUGAGUUACCUCCGCCGGACGAGGCUACCUGUUAA